Molecule: messenger RNA, 1194 nt
Organism: Microthlaspi erraticum
Lineage: Eukaryota; Viridiplantae; Streptophyta; Magnoliopsida; Brassicales; Brassicaceae
Source: the annotation of a GenBank genome assembly
AUGACAUUGCAAGUCUUUACUGUGGUGAAUGAAGAAGUAGUCGAGAUUAUGGAGGAGGAUUGGAUGGAGGGUUUGGAUGAAGAUAUGGAGCUAAUGACGGAACCGAUACAACUAUCACUUUUCGCCUUUCUGGGAUUUGACUCACCAAGCGCAACGAAGUUAUGGGGCACAAUUGGAAACACCAAAGUGAUAGUUAUGAUUGACAGUGGAGCUACUCACAAUUUUAUUGACCCCUCUGUUUUAGACAAAACAUCUCUUGCACCAGCCAAAAACAGAUCGUUCGAUAUUUUGUUGGGGACAGGGAUCACUGUCAAUGGUUCAGGCUUCUGUAAAGAUGUGAAGUUGAAUUUGCAGAAGAAUGAUUUCAUCGCCGACUUCUUUGUAUUGGAGUUGGGCAAUACCGAAGUGAUCUUGGGAGUUCAAUGGCUGCGAACGUUGGGCAAGUGUGAAUAUGACUGGGAGAAACAUGAAAUGUCCUUUAAUUACAAUGGCGAGAGGAUUACAUUGUUUGGGGACCAUGAGUUACAGUCUUCCAGGAAGUCGUUGAAACAAAUGCAGAAGCAGAAAUGGGCAGAGUAUGCAGAGUUAGAUGUGGAGUUAAGUGAGAUGAAGGGGUUAGAAGAAAUUAAGGAAGUUCCGGAGAAGAUUCAGAUGAUAUUGGAAGAAUAUUCUCAAGUGUUCUCUAAACCAACCGACUUACCACCUGUGAGGGGUCGAGAACAUGCGAUAAAUCUGAUAUCCGGCACUGGCCCCAUAAGCGUAAGGCCAUAUCGUUAUCCGCAUGCGUAUAAAGAAGAAAUGGAGAAGUUAGUGGGUGAGAUGCUGAAGGCGGGAACGAUUAGACCCAGUAAGAGUCUUUUUUCAAGCCUUGUAUUAUUAGUCAAGAAGAAGGAUGGAAGCUGGCGUUUCUGUAUUGACUACCGGGCUCUGAAUAAAGUGACAGUCGCUGAUAAAUUUCCGAUACCAGUGAUAGAUCAGUUGCUCGAUGAGCUUCAUGGUGCAAAAUAUUUCUCGAAGUUAGACUUGAGAGCUCGCUAUCACCAGAUCAGAAUGCAAGAGAAGGAUGUUGAGAAAACGGCUUUUCGAACAACAAAUGGACAUUACGAGUUUUUGGUUAUGCCGUUUGGCUUAACGAAUGCCCCAGCCACUUUCCAAGCGUUAAUGAAUGAGCUCUUCAAACCGUUUUUGGGAUGA